AUGUAUCGAAGGCAGAGGAUCGAUUUCCUUGCUUGUGAAGAAAUACCCAGGGAAAUGCGUGAGUGCUUUAUCGUUACAAGAUACCGAAGACCGAAUUCUACAGUCGCCGAGUGCUUGCGUUCUGUCUUGCAACCCACAAACGAAACAUUUAACUUUUGGUCUCAUUGCAUCCCAUUGAUAUUUUUUCUGUAUCGCUUUGAUCAAUUACUCUUCAAGAACGAGGAGGUUCGCUAUGAUCAUUCAUUCCUUUUACCGAUGUGGUGCUUUGGAUUUGGGGUCAUAACAAUCUUUGCUGAAAGCUGCGCCGCACAUUUAUUUAACACUCUCUCACAGCAGCUCCGUCACAUCUUCUACUACUUGGAUUACGUCGCCUUCAACGUUUAUGGGUUUGGAUCCACCAUCGCCUGUUACUACUAUAUAUUCCCAUUGCUGACUGUCAUGAACCCUAUUCUGCUGGAAAAGAGUGGACAAUGUACAGAAUACACUGAUGUGGUCAAAUUUUAUUCUGCUUUCUGUAUUCCCGGGACUUUAUCGUUGCUCGUCAUUUGCACUAUUAUCAUUUGCAAAAGUUAUAUUGACUGGGCACAAUAUCGCUACACAGUCAGAGCAAUCGUGUUUCUCAUUCCACUCAGCGUGUCAGUGCCCAUAUUCAUAGAUAUUUUUUAUUUUGACUUUCCUUUAAAAAAUCCACACAUAUUUUUUCAUUUUUGGAGACAGCGCACAUGGCUUCUGUUCGCGAUCAUGUUUAAUGUGAGCAGAAUUCCAGAGAGGUUUUGGCCAGGUCAGUUUGAUGUGAUAGGACAGAGUCAUCAAUGGUUCCAUUUGUUUAGUUUCCUGACUGUUUAUGAUCAACUGUGUUAUUUGGAAUAUGGGUUCAACACUUUUGUUAAGUCUCCAGUAAUCAUCCCAAACUUUGCUGACACAGUGGGAGCAAUGCUCCUUUUGUUACUGAGCUUUUUACUGGUAAUUAAAGGAAUUGCUUAG
This is a messenger RNA of Rhincodon typus (whale shark), 984 nucleotides long. RefSeq names its product progestin and adipoQ receptor family member 9 (gene paqr9). The record is from RefSeq and is a predicted model, not a curated record. The transcript has a single exon. Gene Ontology annotation, cellular component: membrane. NCBI's taxonomy places the organism in Eukaryota, Metazoa, Chordata, Chondrichthyes, Orectolobiformes, Rhincodontidae. Bases 1 to 984 code for a protein of 327 amino acids. Gene Ontology annotation, molecular function: signaling receptor activity.